AUGACAUACACCAAACAGAGGCCUAGAGUCUUCUCUCAACAGGAUUUUCAACUCACCUCCGAGAGCUUCUUUCAUCAGAUCCUGGGAGAGGAUGGUCAGUCCUUGUGGACCAUGUUCUCCACCUCUGUUGUCGAUGUGGCUGCUCAUAUCUGUGGUCAUGAGGCUGAAGGAGUCCAGUCAAGCCUGAUGUUUAUUGACAGGCCAAGCUUGAGCACUUGCAGAGGCAAAAGUCAGGGCUGGGAGGGGUUCAGGGAGGUCAUGAAAGAGGACUAUCGCUCUGUUUUAAUGAAGUCAAAUGAAUCCUUUAUUAUUCUGGACGGUUUUAUGGACUUGGAAAAAUACCGAGCACUGUAUUUUAUCAUCAUGUUUACAGCUUAUGUCCUCAUCCUCUGCAGUAACUGCACUAUUAUCUGUCUCAUUUGGAUCCACAAAGACCUGCAUGAACCAAUGUACUUCUUCAUUGCUGCUUUGUUACUGAACUCUGUUCUUUUCACCACGGCUCUUUACCCCAAAAUACUGACAGAUAUUUUAUCUGAGAAGCAGGUUGUUUCUUAUUCCACUUGUCUUUUCCAGUGGUUCACAUUUUAUGCGAUUGGAGGUGCUGAAUUCUGGUUACUGAUGAUGAUGGCCUAUGAUAGAUAUAUGGCUAUUUGUAAACCUCUGCAAUAUCCAACUGUAAUGAACAAAUCCAAGGUGAAUAUGUUGUUAGCAGUAGCUUGGAUUGUACCAGCUUCUCAACUUGCAGUAGCUGUUACGGCUGCAAGUCAAAGAAAACUUUGCUAUUUUAUUUUCCGGGGCAUCAUUUGUAACAGUAUGAUUCAUAAACUUCACUGUGUUCAAUCAGUUGAAUUAAACAUAUGGGGCUUAUUUGGCUUGAUAAAUGUCACUUUUGUCCCAUUAAUCUUUAACUGUUUUACUUAUACCAGGAUAUUUAUAAUUACCACCAAAAGAGGCCCAGAGGUGAGGAGGAAAGCACUGCAGACUUGUUUGCCUCACAUAGUGGUUUUAUUAAACUUUUGUCUGCUGGGGACAUUUGAUACAUUAUUGGUUCGAUUCAACAUUGAAUUUCCCAGAAUAGUGAGUUUUUUCAUGAGUUUUCAGCUCAUUUUGUAUCAGCCUCUCUUUAAUCCGAUCAUCUAUGGACUAAAAAUGAAAAAAAUAUCAACUCAUUUGAAAAGACUGUACUGUAACCGAUACGAUUCAAAUUAA
Molecule: messenger RNA, 1209 nt
Organism: Boleophthalmus pectinirostris (great blue-spotted mudskipper)
Lineage: Eukaryota; Metazoa; Chordata; Actinopteri; Gobiiformes; Gobiidae
Product: olfactory receptor 142-like
Exons: 2
Coding region: 1-1209 (402 amino acids)
Biological process (GO): G protein-coupled receptor signaling pathway
Cellular component (GO): membrane
Molecular function (GO): olfactory receptor activity; G protein-coupled receptor activity
Source: RefSeq, a predicted model, not a curated record